UGGCGCGUAAAAGUGGCCGGGACUUUGCAGGCAGCGGCUGCCGGGGGCGGAGCGGGAUCCGGAGCGGGAUCGAGUCCUCGCCUCGGCCUGCCGCCAUGGGCCCGCGCCGCCGCCGCCGACUGCCACCCGGGCCGCGCGGGCCGUGAGCGCCAUGGCCGUGGCCGGGGCCCCCACGGGCGGCCCUUGCGCGCCGGCGCUGGAGGCCCUCCUCGGGGCCGGCGCGCUACGGCUGCUCGACUCCUCGCAGAUCGUCAUCAUCUCCACGGCGCAGGACGCCAGCGCCCCGCCGGCCCCCGCCGGCCCCGCCGCGCCCGCCGCCGGGCCCCGCGACCCCGACCUGCUGCUCUUCGCCACGCCGCAGGCGCCCCGGCCCACACCCAGCGCGCCGCGCCCCGCGCUCGGCCGCCCGCCGGUGAAGCGGAGGCUGGACUUGGAAACUGACCAUCAGUACCUGGCCGAGAGCAGUGGGCCAGCCCGGGGCAGAGGCCGCCACCCAGGAAAAGGUGUGAAAUCCCCAGGGGAGAAGUCACGCUAUGAAACAUCGCUGAAUCUGACUACCAAGCGCUUCCUGGAGUUGCUGAGCCGCUCGGCCGAUGGUGUCGUCGACCUGAACUGGGCAGCUGAGGUGCUGAAGGUGCAGAAACGGCGCAUCUAUGACAUCACCAACGUCCUUGAGGGCAUCCAGCUCAUCGCCAAGAAGUCCAAGAACCACAUCCAGUGGCUAGGCAGCCACGCAGCAGUGGGGAUCGGUGGGCGGCUUGAAGGAUUGACCCAGGACCUCCAGCAACUGCAGGAAAGCGAGAGGCAGCUGGACCACCUGAUCCACAUGUGCACCACGCAGCUGCGUCUGCUUUCCGAGGAUGCUGACAGCCAGCGCCUGGCCUACGUGACCUGCCAGGACCUUCGUAGCAUUGCGGACCCUGCAGAACAGAUGGUUAUGGUGAUCAAGGCCCCCCCCGAGACCCAGCUUCAAGCCGUGGACUCCUCAGAGACCUUUCAGAUCUCCCUUAAGAGCAAACAAGGCCCCAUCGAUGUUUUCCUGUGCCCUGAGGAGAGUGCGGGCGGGAUCAGCCCCGGGAAGACCCCGUCCCAGGGUGCAGCUUCUGGGGAGGAGGACAGGGCAGCUGACCCUGCCACCACAGUGCCACCACCACCAUCAUCUCCCCCCUCAUCCCCUGCCACGGAUCCCAGUCAGUCCCUGCUAAGCCUGGAGCAAGAACCUCUGCUUUCCCGGAUGGGCAGCCUGCGGGCCCCCAUGGAAGAGGACCGCCUGUCCCCACUGGUGGCGGCUGACUCGCUCCUGGAGCACGUGCGGGAGGACUUCGCCGGCCUCCUCCCCGAGGAGUUCAUCAGCCUGUCCCCCCCGCACGAGGCCCUCGACUACCACUUCGGCCUUGAGGAGGGCGAGGGCAUCAGAGACCUCUUCGACUGUGACUUUGGGGACCUCACUCCCCUGGAUUUCUGACGGGGCUUAGGGGGACCAGGGCCUCCUGGGAUGCCCACCCUGUCUCUGUAGCCCUGGAGCCCCCUGCCCCUGGCCGUCCUCCUAGUCCAAUUGGAAACGUUUAAUUUAUACCCCUCUCCCCUACCUCCAGAAGCUUCUAGCUCUGGAGUCUGGCUACUGCCAGGAGGCUGAGCAAGCCAGGAAGGGAAGGAUUCUGUUUGUGGUGUGUAUGUGCAUGCACCCAACACCCGACACGUGUGUACACGGGGUGAGUGGUGUGUGAGCAUGUGUGUGUGCAUGUACCGGGGAAUGAAGGUGAACACAUCUGUGUGUGCACUGAAAACACGCCCCAGUGUGUCCACGUGUGUGUGCAUGAGCCCAUGUGUGCGCAUGGCGGGGGCUCUAACUGCACUUUUGGUCUCCUUGCUCCAGGGGCCCCGCGAGGCCCAGGGUGGCCACCUGCCCCCAGAAUCCUGCGUGCUGACCAGGCCGGGUGGCGAGGCCUUGGCCUGCUCGUUUGCAGGACCGCGAGAGCACUUCUGUCGUCUUAAAGGUUUUUCUGAUCGAA
Molecule: messenger RNA, 2012 nt
Organism: Lagenorhynchus albirostris (white-beaked dolphin)
Lineage: Eukaryota; Metazoa; Chordata; Mammalia; Artiodactyla; Delphinidae
Gene: E2F1
Product: E2F transcription factor 1
Exons: 7
Coding region: 152-1465 (437 amino acids)
Biological process (GO): G1/S transition of mitotic cell cycle; regulation of transcription by RNA polymerase II
Cellular component (GO): Rb-E2F complex
Molecular function (GO): protein dimerization activity; DNA-binding transcription factor activity, RNA polymerase II-specific; RNA polymerase II cis-regulatory region sequence-specific DNA binding
Source: RefSeq, a predicted model, not a curated record